AUCAUCCCUAGUUAAAAGUUAUUUGAGUUUUAGUUGAGCUGUGGAAAAUUGUAAAUUUUUCCAAACAGCUACAAAAUGGACAAACUAAAUGAAAAUACACGCGAAAAAAAGGAAAUUAAGUUGGAUAAUAUCGACGUGACGCCUAUAUUAGCGGCACUCAUAGUUGGAUUCAUUGCAGUUGCACUUUUUGUAAUUUUCCGACGACGCUCGGCUGGCCGACGUGAUUUUCUGCUAACCGGUCUGACCGAGGCAGGUAAAAGCGCCAUAUUCAUGCAGCUUGUGCAUAACAAGUUUCCCGACACAUUCACAUCCAUGAAAGAGAAUGUCGGUGAAUACCGCUCGGGACAUGUUUCUGGACGACUUGUGGACAUACCUGGACAUUAUCGCGUGAGAGACAAAUGCUUUGAGCAGUACAAACGCAAUGCGAAGGGAAUAAUAUUCGUGGUGGACUCAGUGACCAUCCAAAAGGACAUUCGUGACGUGGCUGAUACCUUGUACACCAUUCUGGCAGACACUGCCACUCAGCCAUGCUCAGUGCUGAUACUGUGCAACAAGCAGGAUCUGACGACUGCCAAGAGCUCACAGGUUAUAAAGAGCUUGCUAGAGAAGGAACUCAACACAGUGCGUGACACGAGGAGUCGCAAACUCCAGUCCGUAGGCGACGAUGAAGUAAACAAACCCAUUACACUGGGCAAAGUGGGACGCGAUUUCGAGUUUUCGCACAUUUCACAAAAUGUACAGUUCUUCGAAAGCUCAGCCAAGGAAAAGCAAUUAAGUGAUCUUACAGAUUGGAUAGAUCGCAUGCUAUAGAAAUACUAGCUGACUGACUAGCUAUGAGCACUGAUAUAUCAUCAAAUAUGUAAUUGAUAUUGACAUUUAUAAUAUGUAAUUUUUCUACUUAGUCUCAAGACUCAACGCUCA
Molecule: messenger RNA, 921 nt
Organism: Drosophila navojoa
Lineage: Eukaryota; Metazoa; Arthropoda; Insecta; Diptera; Drosophilidae
Gene: SrpRbeta
Product: signal recognition particle receptor beta
Molecular function (GO): GTP binding
Source: RefSeq, a predicted model, not a curated record